This is a messenger RNA of Trichogramma pretiosum, 929 nucleotides long. RefSeq names its product cytochrome c-type heme lyase (gene Cchl). The coding region runs from base 116 to 844 and encodes 242 amino acids. The record is from RefSeq and is a predicted model, not a curated record. Gene Ontology annotation, biological process: cytochrome c-heme linkage. Gene Ontology annotation, molecular function: holocytochrome-c synthase activity. Lineage: Eukaryota; Metazoa; Arthropoda; Insecta; Hymenoptera; Trichogrammatidae. Gene Ontology annotation, cellular component: mitochondrion. The transcript is spliced from 2 exons.
CUUAUGCGCAGAGCACGCGAUCAGUUAUUGUUUGGUAACCUAGAAAAUAUAGUUUGUCUCAUUCUUUGGCUCUGCCCUACAUUCGGUAUUAUCGUUUUAAGCAAUAUUAAGCAAUAUGGGUAACACCGUGUCGUCGGCUGACAAGCCUACAGCUAUUGCUCAUCCCGUCAAAGGGGAUAUAUCGGAGUGUCCUGUUGAUCAUAAAAAUCUUCCCAAAGUGCAACAGAAGAGCGAGUGUCCAAUUAAUCAUGAUGAGAUCAAUCCUUUAAAUAUGAUGCCAAAAGAAAAUCAGAAUCCAGCCCCGGAUCAACCUUUUCCACUUUCAAAGGAUAGGCAAGUUUCAACUAUUCCAAAAGCAUCAGAAGAGGGUGGAUUCUGGGUUUAUCCAUCUCCUCAAAUGUUUUGGAAUGCUAUGCUUCGUAAAGGUUGGCGUUGGAAGGAUGAAGAUCUCAAGCCUCAAGAUAUGGAUGAAAUUAUUAAAAUUCAUAAUGCUAACAAUGAGCAAGCCUGGCAAGAAGUACUCAAAUGGGAAGUAUUACAUUAUAAUGAAUGUGCAAACCCAAAGUUAAAAAGUUUUGGAGGUAAAGCCAAAGAUUACUCACCCAGAGCAAGAAUACGCUACUGGUUAGGAUAUGGAUUGCCUUUUGAUAGACACGACUGGAUUGUUGAUAGAUGUGGCAAGAAUAUCAAGUACAUCAUUGAUUACUACGAUGGUGGAGAUGUCAAUGAUAAGUAUACAUUUGCAUUAUUGGAUGUUAGGCCAGCUAUGGAUUCUCCAGGAAACAUUUGGGAUAGAAUGAAGGUUGCAUGGUGGAGAUGGAUGUAUCAAGGCAAAGAACACUAAGAAGGUUCUACGUAUUGUCAUUUAUUUUAAUGUUGUACAUAAUACUUGAAAGUUAUUUAUUAAAUUGACCUAGGAGUUGUUAAGU